Symbiodinium sp. CCMP2592 is the source of this 3222-nucleotide messenger RNA. NCBI's taxonomy places the organism in Eukaryota, Dinophyceae, Suessiales, Symbiodiniaceae. The record is from the annotation of a GenBank genome assembly.
AUGGCUGACCCUGCCCAAAGUGCCGCGACCCCAGUGCCUGAGGAGGACGACUUUGAACUGUUUGGUCCGAGUCCUGGAGAGGCGAGUCAGCCGUCGAACCCAGGACCUCAGCCUGUCCCGACUGUUGGACCGCAGCAGGCACCGCAGCCAGUGCCACAGCAAGCACCGGUUCCACCUGCAGUGACGACGACAGUUGGUUUGGACCCACAGCUGCAGCAGUUGAUGCUGAAUAUGAUGCAGAUGCAACAGCAGACGCUCCAGGUCAUGAUGGCUAGGAUGGACGCAGAUGAGAGAAGAAGGCGAGAAGCUGAGGCUGCCUCUGCAGCUGUAGCGGACCCCUUUGGUUCGACGGCUGCGGCUGGAAGUCCGUCAGCUAAAGCUACUGCUCCUCCACCUCCAGCGUCUGCUGGUCCGUCGUUGCACGUAGGAAGCAACAGAGCUGAGAAGUACCUCCCUGCUUUGCCCACCAUCGACGCUCCAUCGAUGGGAAAAGGGCGUGUGAAAGAGCUGGAAGAGUACCACCGUUGGUGUGAAGUCUUGGCGUCAUGGUUGGCGCUCAUAGACGACAACUACGUCAACGAGUUGCGCCAAGCAAUGGUGCACAACAGGGAGAUCAAGCAGUCAGAGAUGUCUGCUCCUGUGGCUUCGAGGUCUGCUCGGUUGUUUUACUACCUUCAACAGAGUUUGCAGAAGUUUGAGAGAGGCAUGGAGCUUGUGAGAAGCACGUCCAUGCGGCAAGCUCAAGCUGCUUGUGGGUACGAAGUCAUGCGGCAAAUGCAUGCUGGUCACUACAGUUGGCAGUGUCCUGAACCACCGAAGGGUGGCAAAGGAAAAGGCAGAGACAAAGACAAAGGCAAGGGUGGAAAGCCCUCUGGUGGUGGCGGUCGAGGAGGCGAGCCCAAAGGAAAGGGCAAAGGCGACAAGAAGGGCGAGAAGGGCAAGGACAAAGGAAAGUGGGGAAAGCCAAAGGCGAAGCCGAAAGCGAAGUCCAAGGGACGCGCUGUUGAAGACGAGCCGUCGGAGCAAGUGAUGGCCUUGAGAUUUCAUCGUCUCAGGGGCAUGCGCCCAGGGAAAGCAGUGAAGAAUGAGCCCAAUGAUGCUGAGCCCCCACGUCUCACCAUGACGGAUAAGGAAGUAGAGAAGCUGAACCAGUCCUCUUCUAGGAACAGUCACUUUGCGUGGCUUGUUGAUAGUGGAGCCACGUGCCACGUGUUGUCUGUUGCUUCUUUGUCGUUUUACGAAGUCGUGAAGGAGCAUUCGGGACCGCUGCCUGUCUUGAUGAGUGCUAGCGACACCGAGAUGGAAUGCCUCGGGUUGGUCGAUAUCCGUGUGAAGUUUGGGAGGCUAGGGCCUGUAGUGCUUCAGAAGGUCCUGGUUUGUCAGAUUGGUUUCAAUGUGAUCAGUUCUUGGCAGGCGUCGCUUUCGGGUUGGUGUUCUUGGUUCACUGCCACACCCGGAGAGAGUUGCUUGAUGAAGCAGAAUGGGAAGGGUUCCUGGAUUUGGGUUCCCUUAGAGACGGAAGCCAGGAGCUGGUGGGCAAUGGCCCAGGAGAUCGGCCCCGCGAGAGCUAAGGCGAAAGCGAAGUCCAAAGCAGGAGUGCCCAAAGGUACCCCACCGAAGUUUGGGAAAGAAGACGACGACACGGGAGAUGCAACGGAAGUGGACCGCGCCAAGGAGAAGGCGCAUCCGAACAAGCAUCCGCAGAGAGCUUUGGAAGUGACUCCUUUCAAGUUCUUGUUGCGAGCUUUUUGCAGUGAGUUUUCGUGCGAGUGUGUUUCUGCAGCAGAAGUAGCAGCUGAGACUGAGGUAGAGAAGGAGCCGGCCCAGAUGAUGGUUAUGUCCGAGAGAUGGCAAGAUCUCAGAGCGAUGCAGACAGCGGCAUCCAGCAGGCGACAGCAGUUGGUGCAGAAGCUGCAGCUGAGUCGCAGCGUGGAGCAGAGGCGAGAGGCCGAAGAACUAGUGGCAAUGAACAGAUGCGAUUCGAAGGAAUUGCUCCACCGAGGAUUUCACUCCCUAACUUCUCCGGCCUUGCCUUCUGGAGAGCCUCCCGCUCCCACUCAGGAGGGCAACGAGGCCGACGAUUGGGGAAAAUGGAAGGCGGUGCCAGGCCCUCCUGCAAGCCCGCCUCCACCGGGGACGCCUGUGGUGCCGCCUGGACCCCCGGAUAUGCCGCCCGAGACACCACCGGAGACUCCUCGGGAGAAGAAGAAGAAGGACAAGAAGAAGGAGAAGAAGAAAGGCUCCAAGGAGCGCCGUGCACGAGAAAAGGACCAGGUCGCCGAGGACAAGAAGGACCACAACGAGGGCGAGAGAGACAAGGCCGCCGAAGGAGUGGCUUUGCUGAGGGAGCAAGAGCUCAAGAUGGUUGCCGCCAGCAAGAACUUGGCGGAGAAGGAGCGAGCGUCGGCAGCGGCGAAGGCAGCCGCCAAUGUGGCUGUCGAGAAGUGGACGCCCCAACAGAGGGCACGCAAGGAGGCAGAGCUCCAAGCAGCCCUGCUUGCUCAGGAGCAAGCAUUUGCUUACUUUGGAGUUAGAGUUCAGCGGCGGAUCAGCCUGUCGUCUUCGAGUGUGGAAGCUAUCACUCCUCCAGGAACGCCUCCGACAACGCCGGUGUCGCCCGGAUCUGCGGUUCCAAAGACACCCCAACGAUCACCUUUGGUGAAAGCGAUGCCCAAGGUUCCGGAGAGCCCUGCUUCUCAAGCUGCUGUGAGCCUUGUUGCUCCAGCUGCUGCGGGGCCUGUUGCUCAAGCUGCUGCGAGGCCUGCGGUUCGAGUUGCUUUGAGGCCGCCGGUCCGAGCUGUUCAAGUGAAGGCGAUGCCCAAGGUGGGGCAGGUGCCGGAUGUUGGGCACAUGGGACCUCCAGCGCCGCCGAUGGUUGGGCCAAUGGGCCCUGUACCACAAGCACCGCAGGUUGUUGGGAAGAUGCACAUGUUCCCGCCGGCGCCGCCCUUCUUGGGGUACAUGGGACCAGUGCCUCCAGCACCACCGCCAGGAUACCGAGGCAUUUUCAAUCCGUGGUCCACCGGGCCGUUGCGCCAGGUGUUUGGAGCUGUGGGCCAGCAUGUGACGCCCAUCACUCCGAGUGUGUCGGUUGCCGUCAAAAGCACCACGGCCAACAGCAAGGGCAACUCUAGCCCCUACGCCAAAGAAGAGAGAUCGAUCACCUUCGAUCUGAGGCGGCCCGUCAUCCGAUUUGUGUACUUGUUCACAUCUGUUUUAUAG